Sinocyclocheilus rhinocerous is the source of this 738-nucleotide messenger RNA. Its product is annotated as protein cornichon homolog 3-like. The record is from RefSeq and is a predicted model, not a curated record. The coding region runs from base 189 to 671 and encodes 160 amino acids. The transcript is spliced from 6 exons. NCBI's taxonomy places the organism in Eukaryota, Metazoa, Chordata, Actinopteri, Cypriniformes, Cyprinidae. Gene Ontology annotation, biological process: vesicle-mediated transport.
AAUAUGGCAAAGCGACUGCACUGAACUGGAGCCGAGGUUUGCAACACAUUGUUGCAAAUAUUUUGAUGAAGAACACGAUGCUCUCCCUCUCGCGUGCCCCGUAACUGCUUCCAUUCAUUCAUUCAGUCCAGUUUGGCUCGAGCACCGUCUUCUCUCUUGGAGAUUUUCCUUCCAGUUUCCUCUCAAUUAUGUUCACUUUCGCUGCCUUUUGCUAUAUGCUUUCCCUUGUCCUCUGUGCUUCUCUCAUCUUCUUCGCGAUCUGGCAUAUAACAGCCUUUGAUGAGCUUCAGGCAGACUUCAAGGUGCCGAUCGAUCAAGGCAAUCCACUCCACGCGCGUGAAAGACUGCGAAAUAUUGAGAGGAUCUGCUGCCUGCUGAGAAAGUUGGUGCUUCCAGAGUACUCUAUCCAUGGGCUCUUCUGUAUCAUGUUCCUGUGUGCUCAGGAGUGGCUUACUGUAGGCCUGAAUAUCCCUCUGCUCUUCUACAACACAUGGAGCAGGUACUUUCACAGCCCCACAGACACUAAGGAGCUUCUCUACGAUCCAGCAUCAGUCAUGAAUGGAGACACACUCAAAUUCUGCCAAAAAGAAGCCUGGUGCAAGAUGUCCUUCUUCAUCCUCUCAUUCUUCUACUAUCUCUACUGUAUGAUCUACUCCUUGGUGACCUCAUAACAGAGUUCUCAACACUGCUCAUAAGACACUGUUUUCCAAAAGCUCUAAACUAGAUUUGGAUGAAACA